AUGUCAAACAAAUUAAAAAUUCACAUCAAUGUCAACAGGACUUUAGCAUACAGACCGUUAGAUCUAGAUACAAACGCUUUGGGAGAAUCAGGUCUCGUAUGGGAUGCAAAGGAUGCACAGAUCCUUCGCAGGAAAUGGCGCAUUAUUGGUGGUUUUGUUGGCAGUCUUGUUUUGUCACCACUACAAAAUACAUUACAUGGCCUUCCACUACUCCUGUCUCCCGAGCAAGUGCAUUUUCUGAUUUCAAAUGGCGUAGGGGUACUCAUAAAUGAUGAGCUAUCACAUUUAAUCCCCACUGCUGCCGACAUUGAAUGUCAAAGGGUAGAACUUUCUGAACAUAUGGAUACCUAUAAUGCUAUGCAAAUCAGAUAUGCUGCUCAUAUGACAAAGAUACAUCUUGAAACAAUGCAUCAAAAAGACACAACUGGAAGAAUUCAAUCUGCUCUAAAUUCAAGUAUUCCACCAAGUAUUCCAGUCUCGACCAAUCAUCAAUCUAAUAGCCUGCCAUGGUAUAAUGCGGUGCCGGUAGAUCCUGGAUUAGGAAUGCAUUUACAGAGCCGUCAGAAUAUUCGGAAUACAGUGUUUUUGUUUUUGUGGCGUGCAGGUUGGUUUAUUUCAUCUGGCAGUAAGUUUGGUGGAGAUUUCUUAUUGUAUCCUCGAGAUCCGUCAUUAUGUCAUGCAAUGUAUAUAGUAAAGAUAGUCGACUCAGAUCAACAGAUAACAGGAGCUGAUAUCGUUCGUGCUGGGCGACUUGCUACAUUUAGUAAAAAGAUCUUUAUGUACUGCUACUUGGAUCUCUUGACAGAUAACGUCCAUUCAAUCCCCAUUUCAUGGGUAAAAUAA
Molecule: messenger RNA, 843 nt
Organism: Batrachochytrium dendrobatidis JAM81
Lineage: Eukaryota; Fungi; Chytridiomycota; Chytridiomycetes; Rhizophydiales
Exons: 2
Coding region: 1-843 (280 amino acids)
Biological process (GO): tRNA splicing, via endonucleolytic cleavage and ligation; tRNA-type intron splice site recognition and cleavage
Molecular function (GO): tRNA-intron lyase activity; nucleic acid binding
Source: RefSeq, a predicted model, not a curated record